GUUGUUGACAACCCCUCCCACCUCAGUUAAUUCGAGGGUGAGACGCGGACGGCUGUUUAUUGACUUACCUGCUUUGACAAAAAUGUUCACCUUACUUCUACUAAUUUUCGCUUGUUGUUUAAAUGAAGCGAACUUACAUUCGCCGAGGAUGGUGUUCAAAUACAAAGAGGCUCCAGUUAAAAGGUUUCCAUUGCGUGAACAUUUGCCAGUUCAGAUUCUCUUCGAAGAAUGGUCGGCUAAUGUUACAUCUGUUGAAAAGACCCGUCUGGCUUUCUACAACUUUAAUAACACCAGGAAGGUUGCUAAAGACACAGAGGUCCAGUGGAAGGAUUGCCCCAGGAAUGACUGCAAAAUUGCAGUGGUUCAUCAGAGGGAAGAAGGAAAGCCGCUGUUUGUUUGUGCAACCAAAGACAGGACAUCACAAUGCUGUGACCUGGAUUCAUCAGGGUCACUCACAUGUGCUAAAAUCGACAAUAUUAACACUUUUAACAUUAAGGAAGGUGAAAAAUCUGCUCUUGAUGAAACUGAUGCAAAAACAGAUCUCUACCUUACAUCCUCUGGAGCUCACGAGAAUGUUGGCAUCCACAAGUUUGGAAGUAAAAGAGUGAGACCAGUCAAUCAUGGGAAAGAGCAGUACUAUUUGGGAUUGGUUCUGAGCAAAAGACAAGACGAGCCAUUGCAGAACAAAGUUUAUUCUUUUUAUAAGCAGAAAAACAAAGACACAAGCCCGGGCUCUAACAUGUGGCUCCCCUUUGUCAGCCAAGUUUGCAUGGCUGACAUGGGGGGUCCCAAGAACAACCUGCAGUUUAGCUGGACGUCUCUGAUGAAUGCAAGGCUCUACUGUGGUCACAAUACAGCGGACAACAAACGACAUUUCUUUGAGCUGGUGGAUGUGGCUACUGUACAUUCAGACCAUUGGAAGGACACCAGAGUUUAUGCACUGUUCAGAAAUGAAUGGGGCAUGAGUGCUGUGUGCGUCUACACAAUAGGAGACAUCGAAAACGUUUUCACCAGAUCCCCCUUUAUUGAUUCAGACAAGAACGAAGAGGACAGGAAAAAGUGUGUUCUUGACAGCACCAAGCUUUCUACUAGCAUCCUGGGGAGAGUCGAAAAGGUUUUGGAGAUGAAGGAGUGGGUGAAGCCCAGGAUGGGCCCAGUUCUCUUCAACCAUCACAACUACACCCGAAUCCUUGUUGAUGCUUCCCCAGGGAAUCAACACGACGUUAUGUUUCUCUCUCUAAGUAAUGGUGCGAUUCACAAGGCAAUACAGUUGGAAAGUCAUUCUUUCAUCAUCGCUGAGUAUCAACCUUUUAACUACUCAGCCCACAUCCUCAACUUUGUCCUUAACCCCUCUACUAAAAAGCUGUACGUGAACUCACAAACUGAGCUGGUCCAAAUUGACGUGGGAAACUGCGGUCAGUAUGGAAACAACUGUCCGGACUGUGUUCUGUCCAGAGAUCCAUACUGCAGCUGGGAAGCCCAACAAUGCACCUCUGCGACGAGUGGUGCAAGUUCUGUGGUCCACAGGAACCAUAGCAUGUGCUCAGAAGACCUGGCAUCACCACUUCGACGCUCAGCUGGAGGCCCCAAAAGUCAUGUAGACAACUCAGUGAAAAGCAUGACAGUUCCCUCUGAGUCCAGCUGCUUCCUGCGAUGUCCAGUGUCAUCCCAUCAUGCCCAGUAUACCUGGAAAACUCCUGAAAACUCCAGUUCCUGUUACUCGAGGGACGGCCAGUGUCUUCUGCUGAUUGACAGCAUGACUCCCAGUCAACAGGGAGUGUAUAAAUGUGAGUCUGAGGAAAUGGGCUAUCGAAAAGUCCUGGUACAGUACGAGCUGAGAUGUUCAUCUGCAGGCCAGACAUUUAGUUCAACUGUCUGGAUCUUUAUUGCAGCAGUCUUCAACAGUGUCUGGUUUUAGUUCUGAGCCUUUAAGCACACUUUUCUUUAAUUGCAGCAAAUUAAAUCUUGAACAAGAUCUGUCAGAGCUUGAGGUUGGUGUGGUCAAACAGGCUAGACAAAGUGAAAAUAUUGUUGCAAAAA
Messenger RNA from Poecilia latipinna (sailfin molly), 2040 nucleotides. Its product is annotated as semaphorin-7A. Gene Ontology annotation, biological process: axon guidance; positive regulation of cell migration; negative regulation of transcription by RNA polymerase II. Gene Ontology annotation, cellular component: plasma membrane. The coding region runs from base 83 to 1918 and encodes 611 amino acids. The record is from RefSeq and is a predicted model, not a curated record. Lineage: Eukaryota; Metazoa; Chordata; Actinopteri; Cyprinodontiformes; Poeciliidae. The transcript is spliced from 14 exons. Gene Ontology annotation, molecular function: chemorepellent activity; semaphorin receptor binding.